CCAACCUCUAUGCCUGAACUCAGCUUUCACAGACACACUCCCGAGGUCUGUCCAUGAUGAUGCUACCGCUCUUCUCUCCUGUGAGAGCCAUUGUGUUUUGUUUUUAAGGCAAUUCUUUGUAGUUUUACCCCUGAAACAGUUCUUGAUGGUUUUGAUAUCCGUAAACCCGCUUUUUCUUUCUCUUCCUCCCCCCCCAACCCGCCAACACCGCCAUGUCCAGAGACGCCAAGGACUCUUCUAAACCCAAAUCCGACGGCCUCCGACAACCUCAAAGGAAGGACUCCCUCUCAUCUGUCUUGUCAUGGGCUGUACUGCAGGGCAAGAUCACAGCGUCCAAACCUCCGACCUCGUCUUCCUCGUCUACCCCCUCACCCGCUCCCUCACCGGCAACUCAGCAUCACCCCGGCAACGGCACCAGACCGCGUAGACACAGCCAUAGCACCAGCAUCGACUCAAAAACGAAGGCACGUAGAGGUUCCACAGCAUUUCGAAGAUUUUCGUUUUCGUUCUCGACAACGAACCAGGAUGGGGCUAGUACUAAGACGAGACAUUCAAAGACAUCAUCCAUGACACCAGACCCGAAAGCUUCGCCGGGGACCUCCAAGGCCGGCAAGACCAGCUCCGAGAAAGUAAACAAGGCCGCCCCCGACAACCAAGAUGGCAAGCACAACCCGACUCCGCCCCGGCCGCAGAGCGCUGGAGACAAGCCAAGAUCCCCCUUAUCGCCCAUGCCCAUGCCUAAAUCUAUCCUCCGGAUUUCCAGCCCAGACGGUUACAGGCGCCCCCGCCAGUUUGUCUCCCCAGAAGCAGCAGGAGGCGAACCCGCCAGCCCCGGCCUCCCUCCCUCCCCCGCCACCCCUACCUUCGAAACCGUGCUAUCAGCCCCCGACUCACCACCUCCUCCUACGGAAUCACCGCCCGCAUCCCCCAUCCCCCGGCCCAUGUCCCCCGGCGCGACGGUGCGCUUCGCCAAGGCGACCGUCCACCGCGUCGAGGUCGGGCCCGGCCGCCGCUUCAUGCCCGUCAAGCGCAAGAGCAAGAGCACGCUGACCUACAUCUCGCCCCUCGACCCGGGCGCCCAGAAGAGCGCCCCCAAAACCAUGCUGCAGAGCCCCACCAAGCUGCGCCGCCACCAGGAGAACCAGGCCGCCAUGGGCCGCUACUGGCUCCGCACCGAGGAGGAGGAGGCCCAGUGGCGCGCCGAGGCCGAGAGGCGCGCCGUCGAGGAGGCCGAGCGCUAUCGUAACGAGCCGGCCAGUCCGGCGCCGAGACCGCCCGUGGGCGUCGUGGCCAAGGUGGAUGGGGCGGUGAGCAAGAGUGGGGGGGAGAUCGACAAGCUGCCGCUGUUGGAUGCCGGGCCGGUGGGGUUGGAUAUGGUGGAGGAGGAGGCGGCGAUGGAGACGGAAGACGAGGAUAGCGAGGACGAGGCUGGAGCGAAGUGUAAUGUGGAGGAGGACGAUACUGCGUCGGUCACCUCGAAGUCGUCGAGGAAGUCGGUCAACCUGAGGCUGAGCGCCAGCAAAACGAUGCUGCGAGCCGCUGGGGCGGCCGCAUCGACACCAACGGGCACCAAACUCACAGAAAUUAAAUCCUUCUCUGAGAGACUGGCAGAGAAGCAAGCAGAAGAAGAACGCCGAAGCCGACCAGCCUCCCCGAUGACCAUCCCCACCAACCCCGGCGCCGAGAGCUCCAAGUCGGCCCGUUCCUCCUCCAGCUCCCUCUCCAAAGAGAAGCCGGCCGCAGGUGCGGUAUCGGCCCGCUCGAGCAGCGCCAGCACCGACAGCAAUUCCAGCUCCAGCAGCGGCGGGUCGAGCUCCGGCACGGCCGACAAGCUCUCUAAAACCCUGUCGCGGGAAAAGGAGAAGGAGAAGGACAAGGCGAAGGACAGGCCAAGAACGCUCUCGUUGAGCAGUUCCAGAUCGUACAUGAACCUCCGGUCGGCAAGCGGCAGGUCGCGGGAGCUGCGCUCGGCGAACCACACCAGCAACAGUACCAGCCAUGGUAACAGCAACAACAGCAGCAACAUCAACACCAACACCAACACUAACAGUCACAGCCACAGCCAUAGCCACAGCCACAGCAGUAGCGGUGGCAGCAGUGGCAGUAGCACCAACCAUUUGCAUUUAUCAGGGCGCAGGGGCAGGCGGUAUUUUGACGACCACAAGCAGGGGAUCACGGCCUAAUUUUCUUCUCAUUUUUGAUGAUACGGAUCACUUCAUGGCGACGGCGUUCCUUGCAUUCAUUUCUUAUUUUCUCCCAUGUUCAACCCACCGGCGGCACUCUGGUCUUCCCGUUGUCUCCUCAGGCUCCUUUGAUAUGUUCUCGGCAUCUCGGUUCGGUCUAUUGCAUGGCAUGGUCUAACGGUUAUGAUUUCUGGUCUUUU
Molecule: messenger RNA, 2383 nt
Organism: Chaetomium fimeti
Lineage: Eukaryota; Fungi; Ascomycota; Sordariomycetes; Sordariales; Chaetomiaceae
Exons: 2
Coding region: 213-2183 (656 amino acids)
Source: RefSeq, a predicted model, not a curated record